AUGACCUGCUACUUACAGUAAGGACCCAAUAUGGCAGAAAUGGCAGGAUUCGCACCAUAACUGAAGCAACAUUUCCAUCGUAACAGUAACGGACUCGCACAUUAGGUCGAUUUCCGCGAACCGACCGCAGACAUGAGGGAAAGGCAAAAGAAGAAAAAGGGGAGGACAUGGGCAGAGGCGGCAAAAACGGUGCUUGAGAAGUACCCAAACACACCGAUGAGUCAUAAAGAGAUCCUGCAGGUGAUUCAGCGAGAACGACUCAAGGAAAUAAGUGGGACUUCCCCCCUGGCCUGCCUCAAUGCCAUGCUCCACACAAACUCCCGGGGUGAGGAGGGGAUUUUCUACAAAGUUCCUGGUCGAAUGGGAGUCUAUACACUGAAGAAGGACAUUGCGGAUGUGGUGAAGGAGCUAUCAGAGGAGGGUUCUGAAGACAACAGUGAUAGCUUGUCUGAUACACGGAACACAGAAAACAACACCAGUGGAAGCAGCAAAGAGGGAAAUAGAGGCAGGUGGAAGAGAAGAGGGCCAGCAAAUCUGCAGUCACAGCCGUCUUCCCCACAGUCUCGCUGCUCUUCUCCUUCAAUCUCCAGCAGCAAACUCAUCUCUUCCUCGCAGAAACACAGCAAAAAAGCACUUAAACAGGCUCUGAAACAGCAGCAGCAGAGGAAUCAGCGCCGUCAGUGCGGUAUCCCCACAGCCUCCAGCCCACGACUUCUACUCAAAACUGUUAAAAAAAUGGCUGAUUCAGCAUCCUCCAAAACUGGCUGGGAACUAAAACAGUCAGAGCGUUGUCCUGCCAGUCCCCAGAACUCCACCUCUAGCUCCUCCUCCUCUGUCAAAGCAGAAGUGUGUCACGCUGUUGGAUCUAGGAAGAUGUCUCAGCGUUCCAGUCGGCUCAACGCCCGUCAGUUGAGACGAACCAAGUGUGAGAUUGACGUAGAGACGCCUGAUUCCAUCCUGGUCAACACUAAUCUCCGGGCCUUAAUCAACAAACACACAUUUUCCAUGUUGCCCACAGAGUGUCAGCAGAAACUCCUGAAGCUACUGCCAGAGAUCGACCAGCAGUCAUGCAUGGACGGGCUCCUGAGAGUAACUAAUUCUGCUUUGAACAACGAGUUUUUCACAUCUGCAGCACAGUCUUGGAAAGAGAGGCUAGCCGAAGGUGAAUUCACCCCAGAGUUAAGACUAAGGAUGCGGCAAGAGAUUGAGAAAGAGAAGAAAGUGGAACAUUGGAAAGAGCAAUUCUUUGAAAAUUUCUAUGGAGAGCAGUCUGGGUUAAGCCUUGAGGAAUCCAGAGAGCUGACAAAGACUGAAAGCACUUCAUUGCCAGCUAAAGAUGCACCCUGGCCCGGAAAGACAGAAUCUAGCACAGAAGCACAGAAACCAGACCACACUGUUGAGGUCUCCCACAAGGAGUUGAGAUCCAGAGAAGUUAAAACCUCAAUGUCUAAAAGCCAUCCAAUACCAGACUCCUUCUGUGCCGAGCCGGGUACAGAAAGUCAUUCAGCUUCUGAUAAGGCGUCAAACAGAAAGACUGUGCCUGUGAUGCAGGAGGACUCUACACCUCCUGCAGAGAAAGUGGUUGAACCAUUACCGUUGAGUGUUGAUGACAAGGGGCAAGAGACCAAGACUAGUAGCCCAACAUCUCCUCAAGAACCUAGCUCUAAAGAAAAGGAUAGCAUAGAGAGUGAGUCUAUAAAGGUAGAGGGGGUUGUGUCACGGGCAUCUGAAGUUACCACUGAGUCACUGAAGCGGAAACUCUCCAGUGAGCAAGAUGUAGCAGAGAAGAAACCUCGGGUUGCAGAAGGGUCGCCCCUAACAACAACAGAUGGGUCACCCUCAACACCAGCUUCAGUAACUGCACAACAGAGAGUGCCACCUCUUAAAAUCCCUGUGUCACGAAUCCGGUCUGCCCCUGGAGCGCCAAGCCAAGUGUCUCCAAGGACUCCUCAUCCUUUGACACCACCCAGUAUCCGCCCAGGAUGCACCGGUGCACGCACUUUAGCUGACAUAAAAGCUAAAGCCAAGCUAGCUCGGGAACAGCGUGCUGCAGCGGCUGCGGCGGCAGGUGUAACAAGAAGAGGAUCCACUUCAGGACCUUGCUCAUCUGGAUGUGCCUCCACACCUUCCCCAGUCCAGUCUUUGUCAGAAGAGUUUUCACCAGCAAGCAGUAGAAGCCAAUCCGUAUCUCCAGGAAAAAUGAGCUCUGUCUCUCCUGUCCCUGAAAGCACAGGAGCACUCUCACAAUCAUCUCCUUCCUCAGGUGCUACUGGGCAGAUGGACCCUAGUUUUGUUCCAAGCUCUAGCGCAAACCAAUUUAUUUCAAAAGAAAACAGGUCCUUUCUGGCUUCCCAGAUCACUCCACAUGCAACAAAUCCUCAUCUGAAGGAGAAUUGUGUUCUCCUUUCUGUUGGUGGAAUGCAGAUAUCACCUACACAUAUACUGGCAUACAGUCAGAAAGCACAAGAGGCACCUUUGCCAGGGACCUCAGCGAUCAAAUCCAGUUCCUCAAUUCCUGCCAAUAAUCCGCUGGUUGCUCAACUCCUUCAAGGUAAAGAAGUUCCCCUGGAGAAGAUUCUUCCAAAAUCACCUGCCAAGAUAAGUGUGCAGUCGGCGACUGUUGUAGCAUACAAUAAAGGGAACCUGGCUGUUAGGACAUCAGGGAUGGGGAAGGAGAAACCUGUUGAUGCAGAGGAUGUUAGCAAAUCUAGACUGCUGCAUUAUUCUGGCAGACCUGGGACCAGUGUUGACAAGCUGGACAAGAAUACCCAGGAGCAGAUUCUCCAUGUCCUAAGGCACAGAAGUCAGCAGGGCCGAAUCUCUCAGCCAUCACAAUUCGAGCCCUGUCUGCUCGGCUAUCCAGAGAGCUCUAAUGACCGACCGAGGUUCAGACUAGGCUUCAUUGGACGAAAGAGGGUGUCCAAACCUGCCAUGACAGGACACUAUCUCCUGAACAUCUCCACAUAUGGCAGAGGGUCUGAGAGCAGCAAACGACCUCAUCUGGCCAACCUAAAGAAAGAAAAUGUGGAAGGAGAAGAGAAAGAUGGGGUAGAACUUAAAGAAGAUUGUCACUCUUCUUCAAAGGGGCAUGCCAACCAUCCUGGGAUUAAAGUCGAACAGCAAGGAUUUCACAUCACAAAACCAGAUGAUGCACCAGGAUAUCAACACUGCCCUCAAAUAAAGUUAGAGUCUCAGUCACUGAGUUGUUCGUCCAAUAAAGAACAAGGUGGCACUUCUACAAGAACCAAAGAAAUAUCUCCAAGAUUGAACCUUGACAUCAAUAAACAGGGUAUCUCAGGGCCUCAUCAUUCGGGUGACUGUAAGCCACAAGUAAUGUCCUUCCAGUCACAGAGGUCACAGGAUGGACAAGAAACCAUGACGGGUACUUUCUAUGGAGGCACUAUCAGCAUGUCCAUGCCUCGCUCAAUAAAUCAUAGCAUCACCGACUCCGGUGCCUCUCCUACAGUUACAUGCAGUAAUGAGAACACCAGCGAGGGGAUGAUGUCAUUUUCCGUGACUGUCACUGCCAUACCUGCAGGUCACCUUCUCGAUCAGGGUAAGGGCCAGACCUCACCUGAGCAAGCCUUCAUCGAAGCUUCUGGAAUGGAGGACGUCCAAUCGAAAUGCUACUGUCGGCUAAAGGCCAUGAUCAUGUGCAAGGGAUGUGGGGCCUUCUGUCAUGAUGACUGCAUUGGACCCUCCAAACUCUGUGUCUCCUGCUUGGUGGUACGAUGAUGAGGACAAAAGGUGAUUGUAAAGUUAAUCUAUCAAGCAAGUAAGUGCGAAGCUGUUCAAGUGAACAGUGAACUUCUCACUGUGUUCAUAUGGCUCUAAUGCUGUUGACCUCUGGCUUUCCAGACAUUCAGUAUGUACAUGUACAUAAUUUGUGCAAUGUAAAACUUCCUCUCAGUUCAUGUACUGAAAACUGAGCACCUUGUUCUAGAUGCAAGACCUCUUGAAUAGUGGCAAUAUAUAAACGCUGGUCAUGUUCUUUGUUUUGUCUUUCUUUCUUUCUUUCUUUCUUUCUUUCUUUCUUUCUUUCUUUCUUUCUUUCUGUCUUUCUGUCUUUCUUUCUGUCUUUCUUUCUUUCUUUCUUUCUUUCUUUCUUUCUUUCUUUCUGAAAUGAAAGCAAUGGUAUGCUACUAUUUUUGUAUACCUGAAUAUCAUGACCAUACCUUUCUUUUUCUUGCUUCCUUUUAAAUCAUCUAUUUUUUAAUACUGUGCAGCUUGUUGGAUCACUAAUAACAAUAAUAAUAAUAUGUACUUUAUUCAGCAAAGCAAUUUUUUUGUUGAAUAUUAUAAGCCUUAGUAACUCAAGAUCCAAACAGCUAAAGUACCAAUUAAUCUAGAGAAUUACUGUGAACAAAAAAAAAUUUUUUAUGAUUUUUAAUGACUUGCCUUAUGUCUAGGCUAAAAAGUGGUACUCUUCGAUGUGAGUAGCAUCAGUGGUAGAUAUAAAUACGAAGUUAUUUAUGGAGCAGAAGGGACUAAAUACCACAAUCUAGCACUAAUCUACAAUCCCUUCUUUGGUAUAUCAUGGAAUAUAAAGGACUGGAUUAUUUUGGUUAAUAAAAGUGGCAAUAAUUUGUACAUUUGUUAUAUUUAUUACAAGAAUGAUCUAAAUCAUCUAAAUUGAAGAGAGAAACAAAAUCCCUUAUAUCUAAUCUAUCGUCUUUUUAGGGCUGCACUUUUGUAUCAAAGAAGAAAACAGUAACUUGAACAGACUGCUCGCUGUGUAGUAUGUCGUGAGUAAGUCGAUUAUGAUGGGAGCUAAAGCACUUCUCAAUGAAAUAAUCUAACGUUCCCUCUCAGGAGCAAACCCAGGUCUUUGUCAUUUCACUAUUUGUCUAAACACUCACAUGUUGUUUACCAGUGAGGAAUGUGAACUGACAACCAAGUUCCAAGAUUGUAGAUAUUCUUUAAAACACAAUCAAGAAAUUCACAAAUUGUUGUUUUUUAAAAAAAAAAAAAAACUUAAUGUUGAUUGAAAUAAGCCAAUGUGUGAAAUUACUUGUUUUUUUUAAUGUAAAUAAAUAUGCGCUUUUUUGAGAUUUUA
Messenger RNA from Hemibagrus wyckioides, 5056 nucleotides. RefSeq names its product ASXL transcriptional regulator 2 (gene asxl2). The record is from RefSeq and is a predicted model, not a curated record. Gene Ontology annotation, cellular component: PR-DUB complex. Lineage: Eukaryota; Metazoa; Chordata; Actinopteri; Siluriformes; Bagridae. The coding region runs from base 133 to 3735 and encodes 1200 amino acids. Gene Ontology annotation, molecular function: chromatin binding; peroxisome proliferator activated receptor binding; DNA binding. Gene Ontology annotation, biological process: positive regulation of transcription by RNA polymerase II; animal organ morphogenesis. The transcript is spliced from 12 exons.